GCUUUGCGCAUCACUUAGGACAACAGCAGCCGCUCAUCUGAUUCGUUCCUGCGCGCGUCAGUGUACAGACACGGAACGCGACUGCCCUCGCCGCGACCAACGAAUCUCACCGGGGCGGGAUUCACCCUCCGUUAUGACGUCAGCUCCGCAGUGUCACGCGCAGCCGCGCACACGCUGAUAUGCGAGACGCGCCUCGUCACAUCAAGCAAAAGCUGCUGUUGAACUGAAGGCACCAUGGCCACACCAACGCCUCUAGAUCCAGAUUUGGUUCGGGAGGUGCUGGAAUGCCCCAUUUGCUUGGAGAUGUACAACCAGGAUCAGCUUCGACCCAAACUGCUGCAGUGCGGUCACUCAGUUUGUCGUCAGUGCCUUGAGAAACUCCUCGCCAGCACGAUAAAUGGCGUUCGCUGCCCCUUCUGCAGCAAGGUGUCUCGUAUGAGCAGUAUUUCCCAGCUGGCUGACAAUCUCACUGUGUUGAAGAUCAUUGACUGGGCUAGUUCAUGCGGCUCUACCAUGGGUCUCAUGUGCAAGUCUUGUAAAAACCGCCUGCCACGGCAGUACUGCAGUGACUGCAGCAUUGUGUUGUGUGAUAUUUGUAAAAACGAUGGCCACCAGUGUCAGGGUCAUGUUGUACAGGCCAUUCGCGUGGCUGCUGAACAGCGGCGGAAGGACAUCAGUGGGAAGAUUUCUAACAUGCGGGAGGCAAUGGGAAAUAUUCAGAAGAAGAAGGCAGCUAUUGACAAUGUGACAAAAUCAAUCAAACUGAAGUACAAGGCUGUACAGCAGGAAUACGCCAAGGCUGAGUUGCAGCUCCAAGAGGAACUGGGCCGCUCGCGCCGUGCCUUUGCCACCUCCUUGGCCGAAAUAGAGAAACUCAAUGCCCAGAUACUGGAGGAGCAGACGUACCUGCUCAAUAUUGCUGAAGUGCAGGUGGUGUCAAGGUGUGACUAUCUAACCAUGAGGAUCAGGCAGACGGAUAUUGCUCUACUGGAAGAAGGGAGCAACCAUGAAGAAGAAGAGUUGGACUUAAAAACUAACUUGCCUGUCAUUCUGAAACUACAAGACCCUAAAUUUGUUCAAAUGGAGUGCUCGAAACCUCUGGACGUGGGGCAGCUGACCACAAAACCCUGCAUUGUCAAUGCAGAGGAAAAGUCCAAGUCUGUUGAUGGUGGUGGACCUUCUCCAGGAGCUUCUGGUGGGCAACUCUGUCAAUUUGUGAAAAAGAUGGGGUGCAAGGGCAAUCUGCCGGGCAUGUUCAAUUUGCCUGUAAGCAUUUGCGUCACACCGCAGGGUGAGGUGCUUGUGGCCGACCGAGGAAACUACCGCAUCCAAAUCUUCAACCGCAAGGGCUUCCAAAGGGAGAUACGGCGCAACCCAAGCAGCAUCGACAACUUCGUCUUGAGCUUCUUAGGUGCCGACCUGCCCAACCUCAUCCCACUUUCCAUUGCUAUCACUGCUCAGGGCCUCAUAGGUGUCACUGACAACUAUGAUAACUCCGUGAAGGUUUAUACCACCGAUGGCCACUGCAUCGCAUGUCACAAGAACCAGCUCAUCAAGCCAUGGGGAAUCGCGGCCAUGCCUUCAGGCCAGUUCGUUGUGUCAGAUGUAGAAGGGGGAAAGCUGUGGUGCCUAGCCGUGGAUCGUAAAGUAGGUGUUGUGAAUUACAACCGCUUAUGUUCGGCCCUCAGGCCCAAAUUUGUAACUUGCGACUCCUCAGGUACAGUCUACUUCACACAGGGUUUGGGUCUAAACAUAGAGAAUAGACACAACGAACACCACCUUGAGGGGGGUUUCUCAAUUGGGUCGGUGGGAAUGGAUGGCCAGCUGGGAAAGCAACUAAGCCACUUCUUCUCAGAGAAAGAGGACUUACGAUGCAUUACCGGCAUGUGUGUGGACUCUAAUGGAGACUUGAUCGUGACAGACAGUGGCCGUAAGGAGAUACUACAGUUCCCUAAAGAAGGUGGCUAUAAUAUUCUCAUUCAGGAGGGGUUAACAUGCCCUGUAGGGGUUGCAGUUACCCAGAAGGGACAACUGCUUGUCUUAGAUUGCUGGGACCACUGUGUGAAGGUCUACACUUACUUGCAGAGGAGACGUUCCUCUACAUGUUAAGAUUGCUGUGUGGACAAUUUAGAAGACUUGUCACUUUUAUUCAAUGGCUUCACUAUAAAUGCGUUUGCUUCUCAGUGAUUUCUGACCUAUGGCUUGCAGUGGCCAGGAUCAGGCAGCUAAGCUGCAACCAUUCACCACUGCCAUGGAGCAAUUGGAUGAUGACUUAGGGGUAUUAUUAUGGAUGCUUUGGGCAAAUGGAUUUCAAAAUUUAGCACAACCGAUGGCAAUAACUGACAGUGUUGUUCUUUAUGUGUGCAAAUAAGUUAAAGGAUUUUUUUUUCCUCUGUGCUGCUGUUCAGACAUUAAGAUGGCGGAGUUAAAGAGAAGGUAAUUUUUUAUAGUUGCUUCAUAAAUAAUAUCAAAGGAAUAUUCUUGUUUUGAUUCAAGUAAGGCUCAAUCAAAAGGAUUUAUGGUCUAAUGUUGAUAUAUUUAUUUAUUUUAGGUGGUAACCAACAUAAUGCUGCAAGUGCUGCUGAUUGAGCUUAACUUGUACUGAACCCAAAAUAUUCCUUGAACAGGAAGGAUUUACAUGGAAAAUGUGAAACGUGCUGACUCUGAACACUUCUGUGUGUGUCAUGUUCAUGUGUAGUUGUUGUAAUGACUUCCAAAAAUGCCCUCACUAUUAAAGUGCCCCUCCAUACCUGAAGCCUGUGUCUGUAAAAGACUAAAAGAUUUAUUUAACAAUAUAAAUCCUCUGUAUAAUAAAAUACAGUUAGACUAAAGUAUAAUACACUUGAAAAAUGUUAUUGUUACUACAGAGUUGUCUAAAACUGCUUAUUGUUUAUUUGAAUUGGUUUGUGGUGUACUUCAGUUUGUGAAAGCAUUACUCUAUUGCAGGAACCAAAGGCAUGUUAAAUUCAGGAGAUAUUUACUAGCCUGUCAUCAGAGUAACUGCAAUAGUUCAACUGAAGCAGGGAAAUGACUCGGCAGUUUACAUGCUGUAUUACACCGUAUAUUCAAUUAUGUUUUGCAUUGAA
Carassius carassius (crucian carp) is the source of this 3086-nucleotide messenger RNA. RefSeq names its product E3 ubiquitin-protein ligase TRIM32-like. NCBI's taxonomy places the organism in Eukaryota, Metazoa, Chordata, Actinopteri, Cypriniformes, Cyprinidae. Gene Ontology annotation, molecular function: protein binding; zinc ion binding. The record is from RefSeq and is a predicted model, not a curated record.